Parnassius apollo (apollo) is the source of this 780-nucleotide messenger RNA. The record is from the annotation of a GenBank genome assembly. Lineage: Eukaryota; Metazoa; Arthropoda; Insecta; Lepidoptera; Papilionidae.
AUGGCCAAUUUUAAUAAAGAAAAAGACGAGUUAUUGAUUGAGACAGUUAAAUGUUAUAUUGCAAUAUAUAAUAAAGGUGACAAGGAACAUAAAAAUAAUGUUUAUAAACACCAAUGUUGGGAAAAAAUUUGUGAAGUAGUUGGAUUGCCUGUUUCAGAAUGUAAAAAGAGGUGGAAAAGUCUUCGGGACCAGUACAAUAAAAAAACGAAAGAGGGCGGCACAGGUUCAGCGAGAAUAAAUAGCACUUGGGAAUACAUGGAUCUAAUGUCCUUUUUGUCUGAUGCUCCUGAGAGACGUGUUUCUCGCUCAGAAGGAAUUAGUGAAAAUGAUUCUCAGACAAGUAUUCGUAAUACAGAGGUCAAUACUGGCAUUGAUUUUGAAUGCGAUGAUACUUGUACUCAAGAGAUAUAUGCUGAAAACAGGCCUACGACACAAGAAAAUAUUGGCAACACUGAUAAUUCUACGCUAGGUCCGUCAACCUCUAAGAAACGAAAACCAAUUAAAUUACAAGAAAAACUAGACAAAAGGGAAAUUCAGAGGCUAAAUUUACUUGAGGCACUAGUAAACAAUACAAAAAAUCAAUCGCAAGUUCAACCUCAGUCAGCGAUCAAAAAAUUUUUUGAGUCAAUGGCUGAAGUGGUGGAGACGUUUCCGCCGCGUGAACAAGCCGCCAUCAGAGCGAAAGUUUGUCAGUUAGUAUCGGAUACAGAGAUAAGACUUUCUUCUCCAGUGACUCCUAUGCCUGAAGAUUCUUGGAGUAAUGAAUAUUUUAACAUGUGA